This is a messenger RNA of Meloidogyne enterolobii, 617 nucleotides long. The record is from the annotation of a GenBank genome assembly. Lineage: Eukaryota; Metazoa; Nematoda; Chromadorea; Rhabditida; Meloidogynidae.
GUGCUCCUCCUUCUCCAAGUGGUUCAAGACUUGGAGGCGUUAAACAUUACGGCCGUUCUGUUUCGUUCAAUGAACCGAUGCGGACAACAGCAUUAAGUAGUUCCUCUUCUCCUUCCUUACCUUCUUCCCCAAAUGUGAGAGGAGGUGUUCUUGGAUUUGUGCGACAAUUAUCUCUAAAUGCUACAGGUCAAGCACUCUCACCUAGAGAAAGUGCAAAUAAAACUUAUAAGCGAAUGAGCUCCUUCAAAUGGAAUGAGGGCUUGAUUGUGGCAAAUGCAACGGCUUAUUUGAGUGUUGAAAUCAAAAAUUUGAGAGAAAUUUUGGAUAAAAUUUAUGAAACAUUCGAGGAUAUUCCCGAGGAAUUAAAAAACAAAGUUCCCUUCAAUUUGAGAGAGGAUAAUUUUCCAUAUAUUAUUAACCGUCAAUUAAUAACUAAUUUGGAUACUUGGUUAAUGAGAUUUAAAGGGAGUUCACAAGAGAAUAAGGAAUAUAAUUUGUGUGGUUAUUUUUACCUUAAUGAAAAAGGGAGGAUUCUAGAAGAACUCAAUGCACUUUUGGUUGAUGAAUUCUACAGUGGUUUAAAGGCACAAAAUGUUUUUAGGUAUCUUAGAUAUUAA